Messenger RNA from Williopsis jadinii, 1200 nucleotides. RefSeq names its product COMPASS subunit protein SWD1 (gene SWD1). Lineage: Eukaryota; Fungi; Ascomycota; Saccharomycetes; Phaffomycetales; Wickerhamomycetaceae. Gene Ontology annotation, cellular component: Set1C/COMPASS complex. Gene Ontology annotation, molecular function: protein binding. The coding region runs from base 1 to 1200 and encodes 399 amino acids. The transcript has a single exon. The record is from RefSeq and is a predicted model, not a curated record.
AUGAAUUUAUCGCUUCUUGAUCCAUUCGCUGCCUUAAAAGAGUACCCAGAAAGUAUCACACAUACCCUCUCCUUUGGACACUCGGUAUUUGUGAAAUACAAUCAACAAGGGGAUUACUUAGCGUCAGGUCUCUCAUCUGGAACUAUUCUCAUAAUUGACAAUGACACAAAAAGCGUUAUAAGGAAGCUUAUUGGACACGUCAGACCAAUUCAGUCGCUAUGCUGGUCAAAGUGUGGAACUUAUCUUCUGUCCUCCUCCAGAGACUGGAAAUGUUUGGUGUGGGAUUUGAGAACAUGUAAAGCAGUGAGAAAGUUUGACUUUAGUGGUCCGAUAUGGAACAGUGAGUUUAACCCUAAAGAUCCACAAGAGUUCGUUGUAUCCUUGUACGAUAACUUUCCGAAGUAUGUCAAGUCAGAUAAUACGAUACAAACUCUUCAAGAAGACACGGUUUUGGUUACUACUUUCCAUCCAAGUGGUGACUACAUAGUGACUGGAACAAAUAAAGGAUUAAUAAGCGUGAUAUCAAGAGAAUCAUCCACAGUUAUAUUCAAUCAAAAAGUGACAAACUCAAGUAUAAAGAACAUCAUCAUAUCUUCGAAUGGUGAAAAGAUGGCCAUUAAUUCGUCAGAUCGAAUUAUAAGGCAAGUCACCCUCCCCGACUUCAAUACCGAACCUAAGCUUUGGCACUUUGAGGUUGAAAACAAAUAUCAAGACGUUGUUAACAGACUGCAGUGGAACUCGAUUAUGUUCAGUGCCAGUGGUGAUUAUCUUAUAGCCUCGGCUUUUGGUUCUGCCCAUAACAUUUAUAUUUGGGAAACAUCUCAAUUCUUCUUAAACAAGAUUCUCGAAGGACCUAAAGAAGAGCUGGUUGACGUUGACUGGAACUAUAAGAAAUGCAUUAUAUGUGCUACUGGGAUGGAUAGUGGUGUGAUUUAUAUGUGGAGCUUGGUUGUUCCACAAAAAUGGAGCGCAUUGGCACCAGACUUUGUGGAAAUUGAAGAAAACAUUGACUACCAAGAGAAAGAAGAUGAAUUUGACAUUGUUCCAGAUGAUGAACUUAAUCAAAAACAAUUGGAUGAAGAGGACGAAUAUAUCGACAUCAUAUCGAAGGAACGAACUGACGCCAGAGGCAAUGUACAGGAAAAAGGUUUUGUGAUCCCAAUUGAGUAUGGUCAAACCAUAUCAACGGAUAACAUAUAA